UUACAAUGUCAUUUGCAUGUUUUUCUUUCCAUUUCAAACGCGGUUGUGUUCUCGUUGUCCUCGCGUCUGGAUCUCAGGCUUUCCCUUGAAGGAUGAAGCGGUGGAUCCUUGUUUGGCUGCUGCCACUUUUGGCGUGUUGUGAUCGAGUUCUUCGGCACAAUAAAGAUCUCGACCAGAGUCCGGUUAGAGGGGACAUACCGGAUCAACAUGACACCGGGGGAACGGAGUGUCUGAGCACAGAUUGUAUGAUUGAAGACCUACACACGAGUUGUGUGGUUUCUGGACCCAAACGAGGCCUUGCGGAUGCCAAACGUUGUAUGGCGCACGUCAACAUGAUCAUGGACGGCAGAAAGCCCGACAUCGACUUUGAAGCAAUCGAGCGUCUGGAAAAUUCACUGGAGCAGACUGAAGUGAAGGAGAGCACGUCCAUGCGGGUGGGCCGCCUGACCGCCCUCCUGCUCAAACCCGGUGGACGCCUCCCCGGCCUGCACAUUUCCGCCAGCGACAGCGAGGCCAACGCUGGCACACCCGUCAACAACAGCAGAGUCAACGUCCACCUGCCCGGAGAUUUGCUCCCCAGCUUGGACGACACCCUGUUGUUCUGCAUGGUGACGUGGCCUCGAUCCAUAUGGUUGCAGAACGUGACGUCAGAGGAACUCUACCAGAACAGGCUGCUUGGCUUGCGUUUGCACGGAAAAACUGUUUCAGGAUUGCGGCAGCGAGUGAACAUCACUGUCAAUGCGGUCACCAUCAACCUGAAGGCUGAUAUUCAGAAGAGUGGAAGUAGAAAAAACAGCGACAAUACAAUGGAGAGCGGAAACUCUCCAUUGUAUUGUGAGUCGACCUUUCUGUGGCUUCUUCUCCUUCCUACGAAGUCGGAUGCCUUCCCUUCAUUCUUUUCCAUCCGUGUGCCCUGGAAGCUCGCCAAACUUGUUGCUGUUUUUCCAUUGCAGGUGUCCGCCCCCCUCUCAGACGCCAAUGAAGCGGUGCUGUCAUACCUCUCUCUGAUUGGCUGCACGCUUUCCCUCGUCACGCUGGUCAUGACGCUGCUGCUCUUCGUCACCAAAAGGAAACUCCGCGAGGACGUGUCGAUGAAGGUGCACGCCAACCUGGCCGUGGCGCUGAUCCUGCUCAACGCUCACUUCCUGUCCAGCCGGGCGGCGGCGCUGUCGUCCGACGGGCUCUGCUUUUACGUGGCUCUGGCGCUGCACUACUCCUUGCUGGCCACCUUCAGCUGGAUGGCGCUGGAGAGCUUCCACCUCUACCUGCUCCUCGUGCGCGUCUUCAACAUCUACAUCCGCAGAUACAUGCUCAAGCUCGGCCUUGCCGGAUGGAGUCUUCCCGCCGCCAUCGUGAUCUUGGCCGUCUUCCUGAAACCCGACGCUUACGGGCGCGUGGCCCUGGACGCCACAGAUCCCGAAAGCACUCAAAUAUGCUACCUGCUGGACGGCACGCUGAAGAUGGUGAGCACGCUGGGCGUGUUCAGCGUGGUGUUUGCCUUCAACCUCGUCAUGCUGGUGGUGACCGUCCAACGUUUGACCGGCCUCCCGCACAGCAAACGGCCACAGGUUGGGCAGGGUGAGCGAGGGCGAACCAAGCAGAACAUCAGCACGCUGCUGGGAGUCAGCACCCUGCUGGGCAUCACCUGGGGCCUUGUCUUCUUCUCCUUUGGCCACCUGAGCACGGCGGGCCUCUACCUCUUCUGCAUCCUCAACUCCCUGCAAGGUUUCUUCAUCUUCUUGUGGUUCGUCUUGUCUUGGAGAAAGUCGGCGCCCUCGACGGCCAGCAGUAAAACACCAAGCGCCAGCAGCUGAGCCAGGCCUCUCAACACUCGUAAAUCCUACUGUCACUCUUUUUAUAAUCUGUGUCUGUUUUGUUGGAGUACAGUAAUCCCUCGCCAUAACACAGUUCAUCUUUUAUGGCUUCGCAUUUUCACAUGUUCUCCAUCCUGAUUGUUGGCUUUGAGACUGACUAAUGUCAAUAACAUAACCCUCAUGAUCAACGAGGGAUUAUUUUACAUCGUUUCCUGUUUUACGUUAUGUGCGCGAGUGUGCGUGUGGGAGGGCAUCUCACUCUUCCCCUUUAAUAUGAGGUGGGGGGGAGGGGGUUGGCUCCUCAUUGUCUUUACUGUGGGGUCUUUGGUUCCUGUAUUUAGACGGGCUCUGGCUUAACCUGUUUGUGGUGGGGGUGGGGGAUAGUCAAGUAAAGUAGAGAUGUGACACAC
Hippocampus comes (tiger tail seahorse) is the source of this 2224-nucleotide messenger RNA. RefSeq names its product adhesion G-protein coupled receptor G5-like. Gene Ontology annotation, cellular component: plasma membrane. NCBI's taxonomy places the organism in Eukaryota, Metazoa, Chordata, Actinopteri, Syngnathiformes, Syngnathidae. Gene Ontology annotation, molecular function: G protein-coupled receptor activity. The transcript is spliced from 12 exons. Gene Ontology annotation, biological process: adenylate cyclase-activating G protein-coupled receptor signaling pathway; cell surface receptor signaling pathway. Bases 93 to 1814 code for a protein of 573 amino acids. The record is from RefSeq and is a predicted model, not a curated record.